This is a messenger RNA of Cannabis sativa, 1020 nucleotides long. Its product is annotated as serine/threonine-rich protein adg2-like. The transcript has a single exon. The coding region runs from base 1 to 1020 and encodes 339 amino acids. The record is from RefSeq and is a predicted model, not a curated record. NCBI's taxonomy places the organism in Eukaryota, Viridiplantae, Streptophyta, Magnoliopsida, Rosales, Cannabaceae.
AUGGAUAAUGGUAAUGAUGAUGAUUUGGAGUAUGGGUCGUGGAUGAAGGGCGCUAGACUUCCAACAACGGGUUAUGAUAAAUACCGCACUGAUUUUUUGAAAGCCAAUGCUUGGCCUUUUGUUACCCGACUUGCACGCAAAGCUCUUGUUUCAUCCAUUCCUCAAUUGGUUUCAAGAUCGCAGCCCCAACCGUCUACUCUCUACCAAGGUGAAUCUUCUACUGUUGAUCCUAACCCAAGAAGUUUAGCCAACAAUAUUGUGUCUUCCCCUAUGCCACUGCUUUCCUCUCACACGCCUAUCACUGCUGGUUUCCCCUUUGGUAUCCCUGCCAGUUCUGCUUUCAACUCCCCCAUCCCGACUGUUACUCAAACUGUGUCCUCACCAACCGUACAAGCUUUUACACAUCCAUCCCCAAAUACUCUCUGCAACUUGCACUCCCCUCCACUAUUUUCCAACAGCAGCCUUUUACCAUCUCACCCUCCUCUUUCGGUUACAACUAGCCUUCCUAUGAGUCAGCCUAUGCAUCCGAACCAUGAUUUUAAAGGUAAGCAAAAAUUAUUACCUGAUGAUCAUCAGAAAUCACUCAAUGUGCCCAAGUCCUCUGCCACUAAAACUCAAGUUUCGGCUAGUAUACCUGUCACAGACCUCACUCACAUUUAUGUGCCCGAUGUCCACUCUUCCACUUUUGCAACCUAUCCACCAGUUCUCACCCCUAUCACCAUGAACUCUCACUCCCAUUCAACCUCUCUCACCUUGCCUAUGCAACACAAUACCACUCACUUUUCCACUAAUAUUACUUCUGCAAAAGAAAACCAGCCGCCACAUUCCACUUUUAAAAGGGCCAAUGACUCUUUGUCUAUGCGGAAAUUACUCAAGCGAUGUCGUAAUACUCAAGGUUCAUCUUCUUCUCCUUUGUCACGAGAUGAUGAUAUUGAGACUCUAGUUUCUGAUUUUGAAGAUUCUAGCUUCUCCACUGACUCCAUUGCGGAGGUUGCGAGGCAACCCCGCAACUCAUCAUGA